Molecule: messenger RNA, 229 nt
Organism: Drosophila navojoa
Lineage: Eukaryota; Metazoa; Arthropoda; Insecta; Diptera; Drosophilidae
Biological process (GO): mitochondrial respiratory chain complex IV assembly
Cellular component (GO): mitochondrial intermembrane space
Source: RefSeq, a predicted model, not a curated record
AACGUUAGCUAUGCCAACUGAAGAACAGGAUCCCGUCGAGUUGAUGCUAAAGAAAACAGGCUGCAUAGAGCUACACUAUAAGGUACAGGAGUGCAUUGCAGAGACGGGCGACUGGCGCAUGUGUCAGGACAAAGUGAAAGAGUUCAAGGCGUGCAUGCAAAAAUAUGUGGAUGAACAAUCCAAGAAAUAUUCCAAUGUUAAGUAAAAUUAUACAUAAACUCCUCAGUAC